AUGCCGAAGGAGCGUUCAAUCAAUCCUGCAGCGGCUCAGCGCAAGGCUGACAAGCAGAAAGAGAUUGCGCGCUCCAAGAAGCAGCAGCAGGCCAGCCGAAAUGAGAAGCUUGCGCGACGCAACCCGGAGCGUUUGCAACGGCAGAUUGAUGAGUUGAGGGAGCUUCAGGCGAGUGGUGCAUUGCGGCCUAAAGACGCGGAUACUCUCCUUCAGCUUGAGCGGGAUCUGAAGGGUGUACGGAGGGCAAAAGAGGCAUUAGGUGUGAAGGACGAGCCAAGGCCGGAGCGGAGACACGACGCACGAGACGAGCAGAGAGAGCGCCGACAGCAUCUUGGAAAGCGCAGGCGAGAUCAAGAAGACGCGGAGGAUGGCGGCGACACCGAUCCGGAAGUCAGAGCGAUUCCCAUGCCACGCGAUACACCUCCACCAAUACCAAGGGACAAGUUUGUCGAUCCUCAGGUAGGCGCAGACGGACACAGAGUCCCGCAUUCGCUGCCCACCAAACCUGCCGCUCCGGCAUCAAAGACAGUGUACUCCUCCGCACCGCAGAUACGAGACCUCAAAAGGGAAGCCGUCCGCUUCAUGCCCUCCGUAGUAUCACAACAGCGGAGCAGAAUCAAAGGUCAAGGCAGGUUGUUGGAACCUGAGGAGCUUGACAAGCUGGAAAAGGGCGGGUACGCCGCA
This is a messenger RNA of Baudoinia panamericana UAMH 10762, 684 nucleotides long. RefSeq lists its product as uncharacterized. The transcript has a single exon. The record is from RefSeq and is a predicted model, not a curated record. NCBI's taxonomy places the organism in Eukaryota, Fungi, Ascomycota, Dothideomycetes, Mycosphaerellales, Teratosphaeriaceae. The annotation marks the transcript as partial. Gene Ontology annotation, biological process: RNA processing.